AUGCUCAAGACUUUGGUGCCCAGGACGGGCCGGUCACUCCUCUCAACGAAAGCUCCGCACCUGGGGCCAGCGAACCUCCGGAUCGCCCCCAGCUUCCAGAUUGUUUCCCAGAACCAGCAAAGAAGGAGGGGCUAUGCUUCGGAAACAUCGGACUAUGAUAUUGUGUUCAUUGGCGGCGGUGUUGCAGGCUAUGUUGGCGCAAUAAAAGCUGGUCAAUCAGGUCUGAAGACAGUAUGUAUCGAGAAGAGAGGAAGGCUUGGAGGCACAUGUCUAAAUGUCGGCUGCAUUCCCUCAAAAUCUCUGCUCAACAACUCACACAUCUAUCACCAAAUACUUCACGACACCAAGAAGCGAGGGAUUGACGUCAAUGAUGUCCAGCUCAACCUUACCCAAAUGAUGAAGGCCAAGGACGACUCCGUCCUUAGCCUGACAAAGGGCAUCGAAUUCCUGUUCAAGAAAAAUAACGUUGACUACAUCAAGGGCACGGGAUCUUUUGUGGACGAACACACGGUCAAAGUCAAUCUGCUCGAGGGCGGUGAGACCGAGGUCAAGGGCAAGAACAUCGUCAUUGCUACUGGUAGCGAGACAACACCGUUCCCAGGCCUGCAGAUCGAUGAAAAGAAAGUCAUUACCAGCACAGGCGCAAUUGCUCUGCAAGAAGUGCCCAAGAAGAUGGUGGUAAUUGGUGGUGGUAUUAUUGGCCUGGAAAUGGCCUCAGUAUGGUCCCGUCUCGGCUCCGAAGUUACGGUUGUCGAAUUUCUUGGGCAAAUCGGCGGCCCUGGCAUGGACGCGGAAAUUGCCAAACAAGCGCAAAAGAUCUUAAGCAAGCAAGGUAUCAAAUUCAAGGUCAAUACCAAAGUCACUCAGGGCGACGCCAGCGGUGACGGCGUCAAGAUUGAGGUUGAGGCCGCAAAAGGGGGCAAGAAUGAAUCUCUAGAUGCUGACGUCGUGCUUGUGGCCAUCGGGCGCCGACCUUAUACUGAUGGCUUGGGUAUUGAGAAUGUUGGCGUUGAGAUGGACGAACGCAAACGGGUCGUCAUCGACCAAGAAUAUCGUACCAAGAUUCCUCACAUCCGAUGCAUUGGCGAUGUCACCUUCGGACCGAUGCUCGCACAUAAAGCCGAAGAAGAAGGAGUCGCCUGCGUCGAGUACAUCACCAAAGGCUAUGGCCACGUCAAUUAUGGCGCCAUCCCCUCAGUCAUGUAUACGCAUCCCGAAGUUGCGUGGGUGGGCCAAAACGAAGGUGAGCUGAAAGCCGCCGGUGUGAAAUACAGAGUGGGCACCUUCCCCUUCACCGCCAACUCGCGUGCCAAGACGAACCUCGACACCGAAGGAAUGGUGAAAUUCCUCAGCGAUGCGGAAACAGAUAGGAUUCUGGGCAUUCAUAUUAUUGGACCGAAUGCGGGAGAGAUGAUUGCUGAGGGCGCUUUGGCACUGGAGUAUGGUGCGAGCAGUGAAGACGUGGCGAGGACAUGUCAUGCGCAUCCAACGUUGGCCGAGGCAUUUAAGGAGGCGGCGAUGGCCACAUAUAGCCAGGCGAUCCAUUUUUAA
Cladophialophora psammophila CBS 110553 is the source of this 1551-nucleotide messenger RNA. Its product is annotated as dihydrolipoyl dehydrogenase. The coding region runs from base 1 to 1551 and encodes 516 amino acids. Gene Ontology annotation, molecular function: dihydrolipoyl dehydrogenase (NADH) activity; flavin adenine dinucleotide binding. The record is from RefSeq and is a predicted model, not a curated record. The transcript has 3 exons. Gene Ontology annotation, cellular component: oxoglutarate dehydrogenase complex; mitochondrion. Lineage: Eukaryota; Fungi; Ascomycota; Eurotiomycetes; Chaetothyriales; Herpotrichiellaceae.